Molecule: messenger RNA, 255 nt
Organism: Protopolystoma xenopodis
Lineage: Eukaryota; Metazoa; Platyhelminthes; Monogenea; Polystomatidea; Polystomatidae
Source: the annotation of a GenBank genome assembly
GAAAGCCAACUGGCCUGGCGUGGCCACUUCACUCCUGCCCAUGUUCUAGAGUUGGAACAAUCGGGUAUGGUGAUUGGAGGCGGUAACAAUGCGAGUAUGGAACACAUCAAUAUGGCGAACUUCCUCAUGCGAACCAGCUGUCGUAAUUCGGGUGACGAGACACCAAAUGACUCUAGCAACCUUUUGUAUGCGCGCACCCCAUUGCUCGGUAGGUGUGAUUUCGACGUACUGCCUCUAUCUGGUGACUCAGAUUAG